GAUGGUACGAGAGGAAACAUAGAUUCACAGCGAUGUUUUUAUAUAAGCGAGCGUGCCGAUGAUGUCAUCACAUUCAGUCUCUCAUGGACUGGCGAACUUUACGUGGCAUGAUCGGGACCGGCUGGUCGGCCUUGAGACCCCGGGGUCGACAUUGAAACCUUCGGUGAUGGGCUAGACACCUAAAGAUCAUCCCUGAGAAGCCUGUAGAUCAGCGUCGACACCUUGGGUGUUUUUGGAUUCGUUUUUUUAGGUCUGUGCUGUUGAGAAUUUAGAUUGUUUCAGAUGUGAGAUCUGACUACAAAGGGCAGCAAAUGAAACAACAGAGGUUUGAUAUGAGAGAGCAUGGAAUGUGGGCCAGACUUCGGGAGAGGAGGUCAGCCGUGUGACGUGGAAGGUUGUCCGUCGUGUGGCUCGAGCGCGGUGGCCACGCGCGACUAGAACUGGAGUCCUCAAGCAGGUUUUAUGAGUGCGUCUGCCACUGCGGUCCCGCCGUCGCGUCUAGUCAUCGUGAUCACCCUCGUAUCGUCGGCGAUGGGAGACCAGCUCUUCAAGGAGGAGGAGGUGGACACGUCACAAUAUGUCUUUGAGCACGAGCAGUACGGCAAGCACGCGUUCGCUACGCUAUAUGAGCUCUACAAGUCACACCAGCUGUGCGACGUCACUCUGCAGGUCGGAAGCAAGUCGAUCGCCUGUCACCGCGUGGUGCUGGCGUGCUGCAGCCGCUACUUCCACGUGAUGUUCACGUCGGAGAUGUCCGAGCGCCACAGCGACCUCAUCCCGAUCAAGGACAUCGACGAGAGCGCGAUGGAGGCGCUCGUCGAGUUUGCGUAUACGGGCCGCAUCGCGCUCGGCGUCGACAGCGUUCAGUCGGUGUUCUACGCGGCGUCCGUGCUGCAGCUGGAGGUGGUGUGCUGCGCGUGUGCGCGCUUCAUGAUCGCCAACCUGCACGCGUCGAACUGCCUCGGCAUCCGCGCGUUCGCCGAGCAGCACAACCACGCGGCGCUCAUUGCCGCCGCCGACGCGUUCGCGUGCGAGCACUUCGUCGACGUCGCACUCAGCGAGGAGUUUCUCAACAUGUCAGCGAUGCACCUCGUACAUAUCAUACGCUCGGAUGAUCUCAACUCGCCCUCGGAGAUAGAAGUCUAUGAAGCAGUGAUGCGGUGGAUGGGCCACGAUCCAAGCGUGCGCAAGAAAUUCCUAUCCAUCGUUUUGGGCAGAGUUCGGCUGCCUCUCCUUCCAGCUCACUAUAUCAUGCAUGUGGUAGAAUUGGAGGAAUUGCUCAAGAAGGAUCACACCUGCCGGGACUACCUCGACGAAGCCAAGAAUUAUCAGUUGGUGCAGUCAGGUGUCGUUACCACGUCCAGACCACAUCUAGGCGACAGAACGAAACCCAGGAAAAGUUACGCAGGAGUGAUCUUCUGUGUCGGCGGGCGGGGCGCGUCUGGUGACCCAUUCCGCAGCAUCGAGUGCUACAACCUGCGCUGCGAUACGUGGGUCAGGGUCACUGACAUGAGCACCAGGCGGCGCCACGUUGGGGUCGUCGCAGCCGGCGGCAAGCUCUAUGCAAUAGGAGGCCAUGAUGGCAAACAGCAUCUGAGUAGUGGUGAGGUGUUCGACCCACAGACUGGAUUGUGGAAGGCUCUCGCAUGCAUGGCUAGUCAAAGACGAGGCAUCGCGGUCGGCUGCCUGGGCGGCCCGAUCUACGCCGUGGGUGGGUUGGACGACAACCAGUGCUACAACGCCGUCGAGCGAUACGAUUUCAAGUCCGAUCAGUGGAGCUUCGUGGCUUCGAUGAACUACCCGCGAGGGGGCGUCGGCGUCGCUGCCCUCAAGGGUCUGCUGUAUGCGUGCGGUGGAAAUGACGGCAUGUCGUCGCUGAGCUCCUGCGAGUGCUACGACCCGCACCUGAACAAGUGGACGGAGAUCGCGCCGAUGCACACGCGCCGCGCGGGUGCCGGAGUGACCGUGCUCAGCAGGCAUCUCUACGUGCUAGGCGGCUUCGACGACAACGCGCCGCUGGCGUCCGUGGAGCGGUACGACACCGAGACGAACUCGUGGAGCGAUAUCGCGUCGAUGUCGAGCUGUCGAGGCGGCGUGGGGGUCGCGACGCUCUCGGGUCGCAUCUACGCCGUCGGAGGUCACGACGGGUCACAGUACCUAGACAGCGUCGAGGCGUACGAUGCAGUCAACGACAGCUGGGAGCUUGUCUGCAGCAUCAGUACAUGCAGGGCUGGAGCAGGUGUAGCAUGGUGUGAAGUCUCUGUAAGAGAUCUCCACAUCAGCAACAGCAUCGUCGAAAACACUCCGGUGAAAGCGGAGCCGACUGAGGGUGAGGAGAUCCGCAGAUUGGUUUGAGAUGUGCACACUAGAUGGCAGCUCAGUUUCUCCACAGAUAUUGACCGUGUGAAUCAUUGCUCAUCUGACUGUGGGAAAUCAUUCUAAGUAGUGUCCGAGGCACGUCUGUCAUAUGCUUAGUGCCCGAGUUAUAGUAAAGCACAUACUGUGACAUAGUACUGUGACUACUGUCCACGUAACAAUCAUAUCAAUAUUUGCAGUUGAUCAGAUAAUGCUACGUGAAGUUGAAAGGAUUUCGUAAUAUAUAGUAUUUUCAAAAUCAUGUAGGGUAAUUUUGGUUGUUACUGAAUGUAGCAAA
This is a messenger RNA of Priapulus caudatus, 2653 nucleotides long. Its product is annotated as kelch-like protein 8. Lineage: Eukaryota; Metazoa; Priapulida; Priapulimorpha; Priapulimorphida; Priapulidae. The coding region runs from base 463 to 2355 and encodes 630 amino acids. The record is from RefSeq and is a predicted model, not a curated record. Gene Ontology annotation, molecular function: protein binding. The transcript has 12 exons.